CCGCUGCCUUCAUCUCUUUCUCUUUCUCUAUCGACUAGUCUGCUGCGGGCCCAGUCCGAGUCACUGUGCAGGAGCUUCAGAAGAGGCUGCUACGGACUUCAUUUGCAAUUCAAAGUUGAGUUUAAGCUAGAAGAGGAGCCAUGUUGAGGCUGAUGUUUCUGGCUGCUCUCGCCGGUUUCUCCCGAGCCAGCGAUGUGAUCGACUACACCGAUGAUGACUUCGAGAGCAGGAUCGGAGACCACAGCCUGGCUCUGGUGGAGUUUUUCGCCCCAUGGUGUGGCCAUUGUAAACGACUAGCGCCCGAGUACGAGGUAGCCGCCACACGUCUGAAAGGCAUGGUAGCUCUGGCCAAGGUCGACUGCACAGUCAACAGCAACAUAUGCAGCAAAUAUGGUGUCAGUGGAUACCCCACCCUGAAGCUCUUCAGGGAUGGAGAGGAGUCUGGUCCCUAUGAUGGUCCCAGAACGGCAGAUGGGAUCGUCAGUUUACUGAAGAAGCAGGCCGGUCCGGCUUCUGUCGAGCUCAAGGCUGAAGCUGACCUGCUCAAGUUCAUCGAAAGCCCAGAUGCUGGUGUUGUCGGUUUCUUCGCUGACGACAAGAGCACGGCACAUGCGGAGUUCCAGAAGGCCGCCAACGCCCUGAGGGACAACUACCGCUUCGGCCACACAAACUCCGAGGAGCUCCUGAAGAGCAACGACGUGGAGGCCGAGGGAGUCGUCCUGUUCCGUCCAAAGAGACUCAGCAACAAGUUUGAGGACAGCUCGGUGAAAUACGGCGGCGAUGAGUUCACCAGCAACAAAAUCAAGAAGUUCAUCCAGGACAACAUUUUUGGAAUCUGCCCCCACAUGACAGACGACAACAAAGACCAGCUGAGGGGGAAGGACCUGCUGGUGGCUUAUUAUGAUGUCGACUAUGAGAAGAAUCCAAAGGGCUCCAACUACUGGAGGAACAGGGUGAUGAAGGUGGCCAAGAAAUUCCUGGACGACGGCAAGAAGCUGAACUUCGCCGUGGCCAACAGGAACACGUUCAACCACGAAGUGUCCGAGUUCGGCCUGGACGGCGGCUCGUCUGAAAUACCCGUUGUGGCCCUCCGUACCGCCAAGGGAGACAAAUACGCCAUGAGCGAGGAGUUCACUCGUGACGGAGCCGCUCUGGAGCGUUUCCUGGACGAUUACUUUGACGGCAAGCUGAAGAAGUACCUCAAAUCCGAGCCCAUCCCCGAGAACAACGACGGACCGGUCAAGGUCAUCGUGGCUGAGAACUUUGACUCCAUCGUGAACGACGACAGCAAAGACGUGCUGAUCGAGUUUUACGCUCCGUGGUGCGGACACUGCAAGAGCCUGGAGCCCAAAUUCAAAGAGCUGGGAGAGAAGCUCGCCGAUGAUCCCAACAUCGUUAUCGCCAAGAUGGACGCCACAGCCAACGAUGUGCCAUCUCCAUACGAAGUCAGCGGUUUCCCCACCAUGUACUUCGCACCAGCCGGAAGUAAGACGAGCCCGAAGAAAUACGAGGGAGGUCGCGAGGUGAGCGACUUCAUCAACUACCUGAAGAGGGAGGCAACCAACCCGCUGGUGGUGGAGGAGGAGGAGGCCAAGAAGAAGAAGAAGAAGAAGUCAGAGCUAUAAAAGCUCCCAACAAGAACUUCAACAUCCCCACCCCCUCCCCCCCUCGCUCACAAACCGGAGGAGGAGAAAUUUGGAAAAUCAUGGAAAGAACUGAAAUUAUAUUCCACUCUUAGUGAACUACCAAAUGCUCUGAGGCCCAAUCAAAGGGGCGCGGCUCCUCCCUCUAGGUCCUCUGCUGCUCUGGGAAAACUGUGGAGAGGUGGUGGCCAGGGCCUGCCCAAUGUCUAAAAACAAAAACAAAUUUUUAGGGAAGAGGGGACAGCUUUUGAAAAAAAUUGAGAUUUUUAUUUCCCCGGGUCUGUCUACCACACCUCAGGCUGAUGCACUUUGGUUAGACUCCAGUCUUCGGUCAUCUGUCGCUCUGAUUUUUGUUGUCGUUGUCACGGGGGAUAUUGGUAGCGGUGAAUUCCUUUCUAUUUUUUUUUUUUUUUUUUUCUUCAUUUUUGUUUUGUUAAUCGUCUUUGUUUUUGUACAUUUGGAAGGAUUGUGAAAUAAAAAGGCCCACAAAACCAAAACAG
This is a messenger RNA of Labrus bergylta (ballan wrasse), 2143 nucleotides long. It is a transcript of the gene pdia3, whose product is annotated as protein disulfide isomerase family A, member 3. Gene Ontology annotation, biological process: response to endoplasmic reticulum stress; protein folding. Gene Ontology annotation, cellular component: cell surface; endoplasmic reticulum. Gene Ontology annotation, molecular function: protein disulfide isomerase activity. Lineage: Eukaryota; Metazoa; Chordata; Actinopteri; Labriformes; Labridae. The record is from RefSeq and is a predicted model, not a curated record.